Messenger RNA from Branchiostoma belcheri (Belcher's lancelet), 1207 nucleotides. RefSeq names its product vesicular glutamate transporter 1-like. Lineage: Eukaryota; Metazoa; Chordata; Leptocardii; Amphioxiformes; Branchiostomatidae. Gene Ontology annotation, biological process: monoatomic anion transport; neurotransmitter loading into synaptic vesicle; synaptic transmission, glutamatergic. The transcript has 10 exons. The annotation marks the transcript as partial. Gene Ontology annotation, molecular function: neurotransmitter transmembrane transporter activity; L-glutamate transmembrane transporter activity. Gene Ontology annotation, cellular component: synaptic vesicle membrane; excitatory synapse. The record is from RefSeq and is a predicted model, not a curated record.
AUGGCGGCGCAGCUCAGUCAGCAGAGUCAGCCCAGAUCCCUUCCUCUCCAGCUUUUUCUUCACUCUUGUACGCUCUUCAACACCAGUGGCUUUGCACACCUACAGAAAAAGGACAUGGGUGGCAGAGCAGAAGCCGUCUCGACCGAGGCUAUAACCACGCCCCAGAAGUUGCUGUGCGUUCUGCUCUUCACUGCGGUUCUAGUACCCUAUGCCGGGAGGACCAGUGUCUCAGUGAUUCUGGUGGAGUUACAGACGCAGUCGGAUAACAAUACAAACACCAACGUCUCGAAGCUUCAGUCACAGUACAGUCAGUUCAAAGUUGGUGUCAUCCUGAGCUCAGUCUACAUCGGCCUGCUGCCCUCAAGCUUCAUCGGAGGUUACCUGGCCUAUCGAUAUUCCGCUCUUAGGGUGCUCUUGAUCUCAGUCGGCGCCAGUUCAAUUGUCCACAGUCUCGCCCCUGUUAUGUUUCAACACUUUGAGACUGCAGUAAUUCAACGUGUUCUUGCAGGAGUUGCAGAGAAAAGCAUUCCGUUUUUAAGCAUGGUCACGUCUCCUGCUGUUUGGGCCUUCAGCCUGCUCAACGUAGCGUCCUAUAUUUGGGACCCAAGCCUCCUCCCUCUCUACUUCAACCAAAGCUUUGGGGCAAAUAUCGAACUGGUCGGUGUCUUAUCUGGACUUCCUGUCCUGAUAUUUGGAUUUCUGGAGCCAAUAUUUGCCCUUAUUGGAAACCAAAUAAGCAAGCAUGUUUCAACGACUGCCACGCGGAAAAUCAUGGCUGUCACGAGUUGCCUGUGCGUUGCCGGUUGUCUUUUCGUGGCUGCCUUCACAACCGACUCUGUCGUGGCGGCCUGUUUCGUCACCUUGGGCUAUGGAUUUUCCGCAGCAAGGGCUGCAGUUGCCGAUGCCAAUGCAUUUGACAUCGCGCCACGAUACGCCAGCGUACUAUCGGGGAUCUGUCGAGUUUUAUGUCGUGUUGCGGGCCUGGCAUUCCCAUUGGUAGUGACAGCACUUACCAAGAAUAAGUCGACCAAGGAGUGGUCUUAUGUCAUCAUUAUAACGGCAUGUGUGUUCGCUGCUACCGCCCUGUUCUUUGGCACCUUCGGGAGCGGAAAGGAGCAGCUUUGGGCCCAGCUGGAUCACAAUGGCGACAUUCAAGAUAGUGGAAAUCAGCGAACUCGGGGUAGCAAGAAAAAUGACGAGGCAGAUG